Strongylus vulgaris is the source of this 411-nucleotide messenger RNA. NCBI's taxonomy places the organism in Eukaryota, Metazoa, Nematoda, Chromadorea, Rhabditida, Strongylidae. The record is from the annotation of a GenBank genome assembly.
AUGGAGCUUGUAAAGCACACUCAGCAUAUUGGACGAAGACCUCCCUAUCGUCCUUCUUAUGAAGAAGGAUUGUCCGGGAGGUUCUUCACUGGUCGAGGAUCAUUUUCUUUUGAAGGUAAGACUUUAGAUGUUAGGCAAGUACCUCAGGCGAUGUCCUCCAGCUCGUAUGAAGUCGGCCGAAACAUGGUCCGAUCCCGGAACCGUGGCUGCCUUCAUGGUUUGAUUGCGGUGCGUACUUCAGCAGGUAGAAUCCGUGGUGGUAUUCCUCCAGUGGAAAUAAUGGGGUUUGAUACGGGUGUUGACGAACGAAAGUUAAGUCUGACCACUUUCAGUUGGCGAUGUCCUCCAGCUCGUAUGAAGUCGGCCGAAACAUGGUCCGAUCCCGGAACCUUGGCUGCCUUCAUGGUUUGA